UAACGCGCGCGUGUGAGAGAGUAUGAAAAUGUCUGUAAUUCAUGCUUCCUUCAAACAUUCCUUCAGUGAUAAAAUUCUAAUAGAAAAUGUUUAGUGAGGGCUUUAAUUUUGAAAAGAUUUACCGGAAUGUCUUUGUCUUAAACUGGCUAGUUUGACAAGCCUGCGACGAGUUGGAACCAACCCGGAACUUUUACAUCAACUAAUCAUUUCUGGGAGCUUGUUGCAUAUCAGUUCUGAAAACGUUUUGCUUUGUAUUGUAUUGUUCUUUCCUUUCCCUUUGACAGUUUAAAUGUUUCUCUAGAAAAGGGUGUUUUUGUGGGAAGUUGUAAACCGCUGCGGCGGUUGCUGGAGGACGGUAGACUUUUUCACAGCAGGUGUCAACGAGAGAACGAGAGAGAGAGAGAUGUUGAACAUGAAGUGCUAAGCUUUACAGACCCAGAGAGUGUCCAGAGGUGCCAAAAUGCCCCAGCAGAAAGACAUAGUGAAGAUAGCCAUCCAGAUGCCUGGGGCCUAUCCCCAGCUCAUACAACUGGACCAGAAAAAGCCUCUAUCUGCUGUCAUCAAGGAGGUCUCUGACGGCUGGAAUCUCCAAGGUCCUGACAACUAUGCUCUGCAGUAUACUGAUGGAGUGCAGACGUAUAUCACAGAAUCAAAUCGCCUUGACAUUAAGCACGGCUGCAUUCUGCGUCUGACCAAGGCACCGGGCCGCUGUGCAGAAGACUUGUACAAAGGCAUCCAGAACUCAGACUCUGGUGUACGCUGUGAUUCGCUGAAACAGCUGGCAAGCCUUUCUACAGAUGUGACUUUUGCCCAGGAGUUCAUCAGCAGAGACGGACACCUCUUAUUGGUCAAGAUUGUCGAGGACUCAAAUGAGACUGCCGUGAUUAUGACCCACACGCUGACAAGCUUCAUGGAACUGAUGGAUCAUGGGAUAGUUUCUUGGGAGAACCUUUCUUCUGUCUUCAUUAAGAAGAUUGCUAGUUUUGUCAAUGCCAAGGUGGCGGAUGCUUCAAUCCAGCAGGUGUCUUUGGACAUCCUGGAGAGCAUGGUGAUGAGCAGUCACAGCCUUUUUGUGCAAGUCAACCAAGAAAUUAUUCUGGAUAGGCUCAUCAUGCACCUUCAAGUGACAAACCAGCAGAUACAGACCAAAGCCAUGGCUCUACUUAUGGCCCUUCUACAAACAGCCGGGGAGGCAGACAGACAGGAGCUGUUUGAGUUUCUGACUAAGAAGAACCUCCGUCAGUACAUUUAUAAAAACAUCAUUCAUAGUUCAGGAACGGUCGGGGAUGAGAUGGCCCACUACCUCUAUGUCCUGCAGUCAGUUACUCUGAACCACCUGGAGCCUCGCAUGAUGACGCCUUUGGACUGUUACAGCCAGGAACAGAGAGACAUCCUUCAUGGUUUGCGCCAGACAGCUUUUGAGACCGAAAGUGAAAACAGCUUGAGCCACGAGAGGCGACGUUCACUUUGUGCCAAAGAGUUCAAGAAGCUGGGUUUCUCUAAUAACAGUAACCCUGGCCAGGAUUUGCUGCGAACGCCUCCUGGUCUGUUAGCUUUGGACACCAUGCUUUAUUUUGCCACACGCUAUCCGGAUGCUUACAGUCGGUUUGUCCUUGAGAACAGCAGUAGGGAAGAUAAACACGAGUGUCCAUUUGCCAGGAGCAGCAUCCAGCUAACGCUCAUUUUGUGUGAAAUUCUUCGCAUUGGAGAGCCACCGUCUGAGACUGGAUCGAGCUACCACCCCAUCUUCUUUAGUCAGGAUCGGCUGAUGGAAGAGCUUUUCUGUGUCUGCAUACAGCUGCUUAACAAAACCUGGAAGGAGAUGAGGGCAACACAGGAGGACUUUGACAAGGUGAUGCAGGUGGUGAGGGAGCAGAUCACCAGGACUUUGUCCACUAAGCCAACAUCUUUGGAGCUCUUCAAGAACAAAGUGAAUGCACUGAACUACAGCGAGAUCCUCAAACUGCGGCAAACGGAACGUCUGCACCAGGAAGAGACUCUUUCGCCACCUGUUCUUGAGCUCAAAGAGCGUCUGAAACCAGAGCUGCUCGAGCUGAUCCGCCAGCAAAGACUCAACAGGCUGUGCCAAGGAACUCUGUUCAGAAAGAUUAGCAACCGACGCAGACAGGAUAAACUGUGGUACUGCCGCUUGUCACCCAAUCACAAAAUGCUCCACUAUGGAGAUGUGGAGGAAGACACAGAAAAUCCAUCAAUCGAAGCGCUGCAAGAGAAGAUACCAGUGGCUGAUAUCAAAGGCUUGCUGACAGGGAAAGAUUGUCCUCACAUGAAGGAGAACAAAGGAAAACACACAAAGGAGGUGUUGGACCUUGCCUUUAGCAUCACGUACGACGUAGACGAGUACAGCUUGAACUUCAUCGCCCCCUCCAGAACUGAUUUCUGCCUGUGGACAGAUGGACUCAGUGUUCUCUUAGGACGAGAAAUGAGUAGCGAAUCAAUGCGGAGCGAGCUGGAGAUCCUCCUCUCUAUGGAAAUUAAACUCCGCCUCCUGGACAUGGAGAACGUUCCUAUUCCGGAGCGCGCGCCGCCCAUCCCCAAACCUCCCAGUAACUACAACUUCUGCUACGACUUCAGCCAGACUGAGCAGUAGUGUGUGUGUGUGUGUGUGUGUGUGUGCGCACGCGCACAUGUGGAGGACUUAACACGGACAAAGAGUGUUUAAAUCGCACUCUGGGGUGAAAUGUGGUACAUGUUGGUCUUUUCAACACUUUGACUGUUCACUUGUUUCACAGUUGCACAAUAUUUAGCUCAAAUGAAGCAGCAGCGUUUUAUAAUAUAGAUCCCUGCAGUUCAGGAAUGACUGCAGAAAUUGUUUGUAAUGAUGCUGAUACAGACCUGCAUUCUAUCUCAUGAGUGGCAGUCGCACUUUUUCCUUUCAGCACCGCCCUGCAUGAUGAGGCAACACUGACUGACCACUCAGCACUGAUUUAUUUUUUUUUAUUUUUUUUUUAAACUCUAUGCAGCUGAAAAUUAAUUUAAACUGACAGAUGUGACCCAGUAUUUUAUUUUUUUUCUUUAAUGGGUUACUACUUCACGUCUGCAGACUCAUUUCUGACAAUUUUCUGUCAUAACACUUU
Thalassophryne amazonica is the source of this 3095-nucleotide messenger RNA. RefSeq names its product engulfment and cell motility 3 (gene elmo3). The transcript has 22 exons. Gene Ontology annotation, biological process: cell motility; actin filament organization. Bases 461 to 2608 code for a protein of 715 amino acids. The record is from RefSeq and is a predicted model, not a curated record. NCBI's taxonomy places the organism in Eukaryota, Metazoa, Chordata, Actinopteri, Batrachoidiformes, Batrachoididae.